Pimephales promelas (fathead minnow) is the source of this 3701-nucleotide messenger RNA. It is a transcript of the gene snx9a, whose product is annotated as sorting nexin 9a. Gene Ontology annotation, molecular function: phosphatidylinositol binding; protein binding. The record is from RefSeq and is a predicted model, not a curated record. Gene Ontology annotation, cellular component: cytoplasmic vesicle; plasma membrane. Gene Ontology annotation, biological process: endocytosis; mitotic cell cycle; endosomal transport. Lineage: Eukaryota; Metazoa; Chordata; Actinopteri; Cypriniformes; Leuciscidae.
GAGUUGGAGGAAGACCGAGCUGCUCUGACAGCUCAAUAAGUCAUACAUUUAGAGGCCAAUGUGCCGAAGUUUUCCGGGUGUGAGUUAGGGAAAGAGGACGAAACUAAUACAUUUUCAACGCCCAUAUCUCGUUAUGUGGGUCAGAUAACUGGAUUUUAUCGAGCUAUGUUUUGCUAAUCGAGAGCGGUCAUUGCUGCAUUACACAAAAACAAACGCGUAGCCUAUUUUUCGCCACAUUUAGGGACAGAAAGGUUUGUUUUUAUUACGUUUUGUUUAUUUUAGGAGCUCAUAUCGCAUGUUAAUGGUGAUUAAAUUAUUGAUACCACGAUGGCAGUGAAGGCUCAGGUAUUAUAUGACUUCACCGCUGAGACUGGCAACAAUGAGCUGACUGUUCAAGAAGGUGAAAUACUCACGAUCACUAACCAGAAUGUAGGCGGUGGCUGGGUAGAAGCUCGGAAUUCCAGAGGAAAUGUAGGCCUGGUGCCAGAGGACUAUAUUGAGAUCAACCAUGGUUCCACACAAGCAUCAGCGACACAGAACAUUGAUGCUUACAGCCAAGGUUACAACAACAGCUCAGCAAACACUCAGGGGGUUAAUGGAAAUGAGGCUUGGACUGCCACGACAUGGUCCAACAACAACCCUGCCGACAACUGGAACUGCACCGAACAGGAACCAGCAGGCAAUAAUGGUUCUGUCUAUUCGUUUGAUGAGGAAUGGGACGAUGAUUCUGAUGAUGGAAAGUCAACAGGCGGUUAUGGAGGUUCCCAGACGGAAGAGGGCGGGACGAUACAGCGAGGCGGGGGUCACUCUACAAUGAAAAUAGCACUCAACAAGUUUCCAGGGUUCUCCAAGACUCCAAAUCCAGAGCUGUAUCUGCUUACCAAGCACAUAGCUAAAGGAAAUGACACACUGCCAAUUUAUGCGGGUGAGGUGGGUCCAGUAUGGCUGUAUCCACAAAUUUCGUUAGAUUGUGUAGUGGCUGAUCCCAAAAAGGGUUCAAAAAUGUAUGGCCUGAAGAGCUACAUUGAAUACCAGGUCACACCUAAUACUACUAACAGACCAGUCAAUCACAGAUACAAACACUUUGACUGGUUAUAUGAAAGGCUUGUGGAGAAGUUUGCUUGUGCUCUACCCAUCCCAUGUUUGCCUGACAAACAAGUUACAGGCCGAUUUGAAGAGGAAUUUAUCAAAGUUCGCAUGGAACGCCUGCAGGGUUGGAUGUCCCGCAUGUGCCGACAUCCGGUGAUCUCAAACAGUGAAGUUUUCCAGCUCUUCCUUAACUACAAAGAUGAGAAGGAGUGGAAACUAGGGAAGCGGAAAGCAGAGAAAGAUGAAACGGUGGGAGUGAAAGUCUUUUCCACCAUUGAUCCAGAACUGCUAGAGCUAGAUCCUACUCAAGUGGAGCAGAAGUUUGAAACGUACAGCCAGUUUAGUAGAUCUAUGGACAACAGUGUUAAGGAACUACUGGCUGUUGGGAAUCUUCACUGGAAGAGAUGUACAGGCCCAUUGCAGAAGGAGUAUCGACAGAUUGGAAAAGCAUUUCAGAACCUGUCAUCAGUUUUCAACACCAGUGGAUACCCGCGGGAAUCAACUUUGACAGAGGCAUUAACUGCAACAGGGAAAACAUAUGAAGAAAUAGCAGAAAUGGUUGCAGCACAGCCAAAAAAAGAUCUACACUUCCUGUUGGAAACAAACAACGAAUAUAAGGGACUACUGGGCUGCUUUCCUGACACAAUAGGAGUUCACAAGGCUGCCAUUGAUAAAGUGAAAGAGGCUGAUCAUUUGGUGACAAUGAAUAAAAUCAGCCAACAAGAUAAACAAACAAUGGAAAAGAAUCUCAGCACCAUGUCGUAUGCAUUGCAAGCGGAGAUGAAUCACUUCCAUAGCAACCGUAUCUAUGACUACAACAGACUCAUGCAAUUCUACCUGGAGGAACAGGUGAAAUUCUAUGAAACGAUUGCUGAAAAGCUGAAGAAAGCGCUCGGUCAGUAUACCACCAUGUGAGGACGCACUCUAUAAACAGAAAUACUCAUCAAACUGUGGAACAUCAAGAAAAGAUGCUGCUUUUGCUUUUUUUCAUGCUAGUUCACAAUGAACCAUGUUUUUACGGAGCCCCUAAAGGGAGGAAGAAUUAUGUGAUUGCUUUUGCGUUCCCCGAGAAACUUUGCGAAACUCGGUCUAAAUGUUUUGCGAGUCAACGCAAAAUUUCUCGGGGGAAUGUAAAUCUUUUGCAAGCAAAUGCAAUGUUUCUUGCAUAUAUUUACCAUCAUGAUGUCUCUUUAUGGGCUCAGAAUGUUUCUACCUAACAACAUUAAUUGUGUAUUACUGCUUUGUGACAUAGAAAAAAACUAGGUUAUAAGGGAACAAACAAUGCACAUUAAAUAAUGUUAUUCAUUAACCAAAUAUUUUGUCCACAAGAACAAGAGUAAUUCAAAUCUUAACUGUAAGCUAAUGUAACACUCCCUAACAUUAAGAUUUUUUAUUUUCUCUGUGUACAAUGAGGUCUCUCAGGGAUGAAUACACUCAGACUGGGCCUUAAACCAAAAUGGGGUUUGUUAACGUCUUAAUUAAAUUCUCUGGCAUUAUAUUGUUUUCUUGUAGUAUGUGAAAUUACAUAUGUCAGAGAUUUAAAAGUGGCAUGUAUUGGAUAAUAGCAAUAAGGACAUUGUCUUUUACCUGUGGUAAAAUGUUCUAUGGAAAACAAAACAAAACUAAAAUGUCUCUAUAUCACACUCGGUGUAUAUGUGUUUUUAACUAGCCCUAUAGUGUGUAAUAAAUCUUUCUUUAUACCUUUCCAAGUCUGCGGGGAGAGUUGUAAUGAUCGGCAUUGAUCUGCAUUUUUGGCCUAGUAUCAAAAUAGAUUUUUUUAGUUCAACAUUCAACAAUAUCAUUUUGGAGAAGAUAGUAGAUCCAGUAUUUAUGCUAGCUCGAAGUCAGUUUUUUCCUCUUCUAAAGAGGAAACUAAAUCAUUGACCUUAGAAAGGAAAAGGAGGAAAUGAGCAUGAUGACCUCAGCAUGUGUUUGAAUUUCUAGAAUAAGUGACCUCGCGCAAGGAAACACUGGCCGCAUCUAAAAUUGCAUACUUCCCGAUUAAAUAGCGGGUGAAAAUAUUAGUACAGUAUGUCCAAAUUCACUGCAUUCAUUACGGAGUAGUCAAACACUACCCGGAUGACCAACUACUUCCAGCGAGAUGCUGAAGUAUGCAUACAAUGGACACUUUACUAUCGCAUGAGGCCACGGAGAGGAGCUGUGAAUGGCAGUGAAGUGACGUAACUGACACUGGUAGGUCAAAUGAUAAUGACAACAUGGUGAAUGUAGUACUGUACAUCCAGAUUACAUUCAUACUAUAUAGAACAUAAUUUUUUCAGUCGCAAAGUAAUUACAGUACAUACCUACUCGAGAGUAUACGAUUUUCGGACAAAGCCACUAUUUCUCUUCCAAAUCUGUUUCCUUACUUUAAAUUAAACAAGGGAUGGCAUAAAUUUUGACAUUAUUUUCAUUUUUGACCAUAAGGUGUCUCUUAGUUUUGUCUCUCUUCUGAGACUUUAGGAAACAAAAUACUAUGCAAACAUUUGUCAAAGUAUGCGAUGCCCCUCAAACCCUCUUGCCAUGUUCAUAGGCUGAUCUGUUCCACCCUUCCUGUUAGUGUGUGAUAGGCAGAAAGAGUCUUUAUGGAUGGUGCAGAUAUGUUUAUCUCAUGG